Molecule: messenger RNA, 143 nt
Organism: Racocetra persica
Lineage: Eukaryota; Fungi; Glomeromycota; Glomeromycetes; Diversisporales; Gigasporaceae
Source: the annotation of a GenBank genome assembly
AAAAAUUUUAAGAAUAUGUCUUGUGAAGAAAUUGUAAUGGAUAAUUCUGAAAAAUUUAAUUCUUUAUCUAAUGUAGAUGAUGAGCUUGAUAACAGUAAUAUCGAAUUAUUAGUCUCUACUUCUACUCAAACUUCAAAUUUAAU